AUGUCCGCGCUUUUCAAACGCUAUUGUAGCGUGUUUUCGAGAUCGACUGGUUCCUUCCACAAACAACUGUUGAAUUGGUCCUUUGUUUCAGUUGGCCUCAAGUGUAUAAAUAAUGGAUUAUCUUUACCAGUUGCAUCGAAAAACUGCUUUUCACCACUUGGGAUGUCUCCAACCGUUAAUCUAGCUACUUUGGCUCAAAUGGCCAUUUCUGGUCCAUUUCAAAAGAAGCGUCCCCCAAAUAAAGCGAUGAACGCGAAGCCAUUCAUAAAAGGGAUUGUGCUGAAAACUUUUAUACGUAAACCCAAGAAACCAAAUAGUGCGAACAGAAAAUGUGUACGUGUCCGUUUAACUGAUGGUCGUGAAAUCACAGCUCAUAUUCCUGGUGAAGGUCAUAAUUUACAGGAACAUAAUAUUAUUUUAGUUCGUGGUGGUCGCACACAAGACCUUAUCGGAGUGAAACAUAAAGUUGUACGUGGAGUACAUGACUGCGCACCUGUUCGGAAACCAGGUUCAAAAUAAAACUUUGUAAUAACUUAAUCCAUGGAACUUCAACAGUGUUUGUAAAGAUAAUUCGAAUUUUAUAUUUAUGCUCUUAAUUUCUCACUGUCGCGAGGUGCUUUAGCAAGUCGUUCUGUAUUGUAAAAUAUCAUGUUUGGAAUCUUCAAUUUUUGACCCUGGAUAUAUUUUUUAAAAAUUUGAACCUUAGUUUUGCAAUGGUGGAAGACUUGUAGCUCAGAGUAAGGGUAACAGCUACUUAGCAUUCUUCACGCCUUGGUAUUUGUAGAUUAAUACCGUCGAAGCUGUUUAGCCUGGCAAAAACCGGAAGAAUUCAAGAAAUCCUCACCAUUCUUCGAGACAUGUUUAUUCUGUUCGG
This is a messenger RNA of Schistosoma intercalatum, 874 nucleotides long. Lineage: Eukaryota; Metazoa; Platyhelminthes; Trematoda; Strigeidida; Schistosomatidae. The record is from the annotation of a GenBank genome assembly.